Molecule: messenger RNA, 6141 nt
Organism: Lytechinus pictus (painted urchin)
Lineage: Eukaryota; Metazoa; Echinodermata; Echinoidea; Temnopleuroida; Toxopneustidae
Product: nitric oxide-associated protein 1-like
Exons: 8
Coding region: 81-2885 (934 amino acids)
Molecular function (GO): GTP binding
Source: RefSeq, a predicted model, not a curated record
AUUUCAUUUUCCUGAGAAUCGUUAGGGACACCGUAGAAAAUGUGUUUCGCAAGGUAUUUGGAUAAGUUGUUUUUAAUAAAAUGGCUAAUAAUAUGCUGAAUUAUCGAUUUCUACAAGUAGUUCGCGUACCAUGUGUGCAUCGUAUGAUUAAGAGCUCAUCAUCUUUUCUUCCAGAAGUAUUAGGAAAUCAAACGGGAUGUUCCGUUGUCAGAUGCAUGCUUAUCAGACUGAAACAUGGAAGUGGCAGGGGAAGCAGGAGAGGACAGCUGAGCAAGAUAGGUAAACACCGUACCCCAGGACCAAGACCUUCAACCACAACAGAGAUAGUGACGGAUGAUGUUGCAGCAAGUGGUACUGAACGAGUCACUCAUGAGAUCGAUAAUCAGUACUUCGGUGGUAUCCUUGAUCGUCAUUUUUCAGAGGGUGACCUACAGAGGGUGCCAAGUGGUGAUUCUGUAUCUAAGAUGACACCUGCUGAGGACCUGAAUGAGUUUGACUCGCAAUAUUUUCAAGAACUUGGUAAGAAGGAUGUCAGUCACAAUGACAUUGGUCACAAGAGAAGUAGGAUACCAACUGCAGUUAGUAAGUCAAGGAAACCCACACCAGGAAGAACUAUAAGGGGACAUUUUAUGUUUAAUGAAAUUGACUUGAAAUAUUUUGAUGACAUAAGUUCUAGUUUUGUAUAUGAGAAUACAGAGAGGAAUUCAACAAGUGACCCAACUGAUUUUAAUGAAUUUGAUCAGCAGUAUUUUAGAAGAGAACAUGAACAUGAGAGUAAUCAAGCAACUAAGGCGUCAUCGGAAACCCCUAUGCCUGCAAAACGGUAUAUGGAUACUUCUCUUUCAGAAGAAGAAAUGUACAAACAACAUUUAUCAAGGCGCACACAAAUCAGGAAGGGAGAAGAAGAAGAGUUAGAAAAGUGGAAGAGUAAAUCAUUUAAAGUACAUGAUCGGCCAACGCAGUAUCAAGAUAUUUCAAAGGACGAGUUUGCGGACCAUAGAGAGGUACAUCUCAUCACCAAUUCAAGUAUAGAUGAAGUCCUUCUGGACAGCAUCCCUCCUGAUUUGAAAGGAAAGCUUCUUGCAAACAGGCAAUGGGAGGAGCAGAAGGAAGAGCUAAGGGUAUCCCACCAUAAUGUGGAGGAUCUGGAGGAGAGUGUUGUAUCCGCUCUUAAAGCUGUCAAGAAAAAACGUAACAAGAAACAGAAACCAAGAAGAUCUAGAGAUAUGAAAGUGUUCGGCAGCGAAGACAAGGGUAUUCCAGUAAGUGAGGUCCCCUGCUCUGGUUGCGGUGCUUUCUUGCAGUGUCAGGACAACAGCCGCCCAGGAUUUGUGCCUAGUGAAAAAUUCACAGAACUUGACCUUUCAAAACCAGUGAGUAACUCUGUCUGUCAGAGGUGUUGGUACAUCAUUCACCGUCACACAGCAUUGAAUGUGAGUGUUCCUCAGGACAGCUAUUCGGACAUCAUCAAGGCUGUUCGGAAGAACCGUAGUGCCCUUGUGAUCCUCAUGGUUGACCUGCUUGACUUCCCUUGCAGUAUCAUUAAGAACCUCAAAGACCUCAUUGGAUCCAGUCGGCCCAUUGUGAUUGUAGGGAACAAGCUCGAUGUCUUGCCUAAGGAUGAACCGAAGCAGGAAAGGAGGUUGAAAGACCACCUGAUGACUUCAUGUGUGGAGAUGGGAGUCUGUGAUGCAGACAGGGUGAAGCAUGUUGAACUCAUCAGUGCGAAGUCUGGAUAUGGUGUGGAAAAUCUCAUCACUAAAAUCCUGUCCUUGAAACCAAAGAAAGGAGAUGUGUAUCUUCUUGGCACAGCAAAUGUUGGCAAGUCUACCCUAUUCAACCGGUUUCUGGAGUCGGACCUCUGCAAAUCCAAGGCUUCUGCAUUGAUGGGUCGUGCUACCAUAUCCCAGUGGCCCGGUACCACCCUCAAUCUCCUGCGAUUCCCCCUCCUCAACCCAUCCAAGGAAAGAAUGGCCCAGAGGAUGAUCAGAUUGAAGAAGAACGCAAAGGAGGUGAAGAUAAAGAAGAAAGAAGAAGAGACUGACAGGCUGAGGAGUAAGCUCGAUGCUGAGGACCCUCAGCUCGUGUCAUAUGUGGAAGGUAAUGUUGGGCAGACAUUUAAGCCCAAAUCACAUGAUGAUGAGGAGAAUGAAGGAGAAGAAACCUUGCUCCCAGAGGAAAGGGACCCGUUUGGUAUGACCUUGGGUGUUCCACCUCCUGCAAGAGCUGUAUCCAAGAAACAGGAAGUCAAAGUGCCAUUCAGUCCCCUGGAGUUUGCAGAAAGCCAAUGGUUUUAUGAUACUCCUGGCGUACUCUAUCAAGAACAGGUUUUGACAAAGCUGAGCAGUGAGGAGUUGAAGUUGGUUGUCCCUAAGAAAUGUAUUCAACCUCGUUCUCUGGUUCUUAAACCUGGUCAGACAUUCUUCCUAGGGGGUCUAGGAAGGCUAGACUAUCUGCAGGGAAAAGAAUCAGCCUUUUUCACUGUCUUCUCGAGCCAGGCUCUUCCGAUUAAGGUCGUUGACACACAAGAUGCUGAUGCUGUAUAUGCAGAGAAAGCUGGUUUCAAAACAUUUGUGGUUCCUAUUGGAGGUCAUGAGCGCAUGGAGAAUUUCCCAUCAUUGGUUCCGACAGACUUCACACUCACCGGGAUUGGACGACACAUGAGUGUGGCUGACAUCCUAUUCUCUUCAGCAGGAUGGGCAGCAGUCACCUGUAAUCAAGGAAUGGCAGUUCAUCUUCGUGCCUUUACCCCUGGUGGCUUGGGGUGCAUCCUAAGGACACCUGCUCUCCUACCCUAUGGCUUCUCUUUGAAAGGGACGAGAAGAUCCAGGAAUUCUCCAUUCUAUAACGUCAACAAGCAGAAACUAUUAAUGUACAUGAGAUGAUAGAGCCGGAUUCCCUCUGCUAUGGCUUUUAAUUCGAGAUGUGCAAUGAUGUCAAUGGGUUCUGCUUCCUGGAAUGUCAUCAAGCAGGACUAUCAGUGGACAUAAGAUGUUGGCACCUUGUACCUAGGCUUCCUGAUCUGACUAGAAAUUGAUCCAGGAUAUCCGGAUGUCGAGGCCUACACUCUACUGACUGCAUUAUCACACCUCAAGUACAAGGAUGGCACAUCCUAGAUGGCAUUUCUUGAGGAAAUGCAAGACUGUCCAAGGCAGCCCCCCUUGUAAAAUGUAGAAGCUUUCAACAUGCAUGAUAAGGUGAAACCCACUCCCUCCUUUAUUGCUAAUUCUGUCUCCACUUCAUAUAUUAAUGAUCAAAAUCUCUUCAUGUACAUCAGAUGCUAAAGCCUGCUCUAACAUUUACAAUUUAUCCUUGAGAGAAAAUGACAAUUUAUUUUAUGAGCAUCUUUUUGCAAGUCCUGCAUAACAAUUCUCCUCCACUCUAAUGCCUUGGAAGAAGAUAAAGUGUGCCAUUAAACUAAAGUUCUUGUGAUGACUCAACUGGAAUUGAACCCAUGAUAUCCCUUUCAUGAGGCAGUCAUGCUACCAUGGAGCCAUCAUCACUGGUAAAAGAUUGUAUGAAGACAUGCUGUUCGUGGACAGUAGAUGAAGGAAAUCCCUCUUUUGGGAAGAAUGCAUUCAAACAACAUUGAUGAAAGAAUUGCAUGUAAGUCUAGCUUUAUUGGGUUUUUUUUUCACAGCUACAUGUUCAUAGUUGAUUAUUAAGGGCUUUUAACCUGUUGGAAAUUGGCUGAUUUUGUUAUAACAUGCAUUUUCCUUUAUAGACCUUUAGCCAUCGUACAUGAGGGUGCAGUUUCUACAGGACCCCUUGCUGGAUGCCAAUAGAUGACCACAAUGAUAAUGAUUUUAAUAGUCCAAGUAAUGAGGAACGUGAUGGUAAUAAUGAUGAUAAAUAUGCUAUAAAUUUGCUAUAAUAGAGUUUAAUGUAGUGAAUACUGGUGAUAUUAAUGUUUUAUGAAUAAUGAGAAGAUGAAAUUAUAUUGCACCAUUCAGAAAGUUUUAAUCAGUUCACUAUUAUUACCCCAGAUGUACAUGUAGCUGGAUCUUUCUUUGUUUCAUGUUAGUGAUUUGAAACAUCUUAGUUGUGAAUGGUUUUCAUGUAAAGGUAAUGAACAUUCUCAAUUUAAGGGUUCAAGAUAAAACAUAGGUCAUAAUGAGAAAAUGACAAUUGUUGUAAAAGAGACAAGAGUGGACCAGUAUUUCCUAACUGGUGGAGGGGGCACAAAAAUGCAAAAUUCAUUGUUCAACUUGUAGUGACAAGGAAAAUAACAUUCGCACUUUGAAAAGCACACAAUUGGGUUGGCUACCCACAAAUCUAACAAAAGACGUUUUAUGGGACAAUAUUGGGCGCAUCUCACAGAAAAGAAGUUACUUUUAAUGUUCUUUACAUAAUUAAAGAGGACGCAUUUGCCCGUGUCCUUCCCCCAUAUACUAUAGGUCCAUAAGUAAAGUUUGUUUAACAUGCAUAUAUACUGUAUGUAAAUUCCCAGUUGAAAUACAAGUGAUAGUAUAAAACUUCUAUUAAAACACAAUGAAGAUGAACAAAUAUUGGAGAAAUGAUGUGAUGCAAAGAACAAGAAAUUGAGCCUCUUGACGAGAGUAACUUUAAUAAAUAAAGUAUUGUUAAUUACAAUAACAAAUACAUAUGAUUGCUAAAAGGAUGAGUCUAUACUUGAAGGAAAUAUGAGGAUGAUUGAAUAACAUUGGUUUCUCAAUUCCCACCUGUGUACUAUUCUUGCUUUCAAAACAAUCUCUACAUUUAUAUAGUUAAUAUGUACAUGUAUGAUAAUCUUUGAAAGCAAGAAUAGUACACACCUGGAAAAUAUUUGUAAAAUUGCCUGGGAGAAAUAAACAUUAUUUCCAUCUGUCAUUAAACUAAUCAUCAGCCUAAAAUUCACUUUUGAUUAUUUGAUAGUUCUAAAUAAAUAAUUCUACAUUCAAUAACUUGUUUGAAAGAAAUGCUACCGGAUUUAUUUUGAUAUGGUGGGGGAAAAGUAAAGAAAACAAUCCUUGAUUUUUUUUAUAUGGAUUCAUUUUUUGUCAUCAUCAAGUCCAGAGAAUUUCCUGUUGAGACAUUCCAUUAAUUUGAUAUCUGUAACAACUAAAAAUGGAUGAGGUUUAUUUGUAUAGUAAAGAUCUCAAACACUAAACUAAAACUCUCUAUUCACCUGUUUGUGUGGUAGUGUAUAGGGGUUUUCCCAGUCUUUACAAUUGCAUUGGAAAAUUAUGUUACAUAACAAUGCCUUAUUAGUACAUGUCUCUACAUGUAAUUGAUCUGGCAGCAUCAUAUGGAAUGUAUACUUGUCAAACAAGCAGUGGUAAUGUGUGACUGUUAUCGAUGCUGAUGAUAUUCUAUUUGUUCUUUCUAUUGACAUAGAUCUUAACAGAGCUGAGGUAAAGCAAACAUGACAUACUUUCUUUCUCAUAUGUGCUCUCCUCCCCACCCCAUCUCUGUCUUUUUAUUUCUAAUUUUCAGUGACUCUCUCUCUCUAUCCCUCUCUUGUUGUCUUUGAAAUUGAUUAUUUUCUUAUCAGCUCCAUUACAAAUAUGGAUACAAUUUGUCAACACAAAAUUUAAAAGAGAUGCAGAGAGAGAGGGAGAGGGAGAGCAGGAGGGAGAAAGGGAUAGAUAUUGAAGGGAGAGAGAGAGAGAUAGAGAAGACAAAAACAACCAUUUCAUAUAAUUAUACAUUUUGGAUUAAACUAAUACUUGUCUCUUGCUUGUUUCUUCUCUUUUUUUUACUAAUAAGAGCUUACCAAUCAGAAUGAUAAUUGCUUCUUGUAGAUUGGCACAGAUUUCUAUGCACUUAACAAACACUUGAGAACUUAAGAAUGCACAAAGGUGAAAAGGAAUGCCUAAGUUUAUAAUAUUAAUAUAUUUAUAUUACCUAAAUUGAUGUAGAUGAUCCGAAAUGAGAAUUUAUGUUUGCAUAAUGCUUAUGAUAUGUACUUUGUUAUGCAGUCUAUUUUCCUAUUGCUAUAAAUGAAGAAUUUAAUAAGCAUUUCUUUGAUAAUUUCUGUGUUAAAAGUGGUAUUCAAUUGUUCAUUCCUCACACUAUACUUCAAGCAAAACGAUGAAGAUUUCUUAAAGAUGGAAUUCAGUAUUCUAUUUUAAUGAUGAAACUACAGCUUAGAAAUAUAACAUCUUGUUAGCAUCAUAAAAUACUCCCAGUUUCAGAUGA